Messenger RNA from Scophthalmus maximus (turbot), 1469 nucleotides. RefSeq names its product three prime repair exonuclease 4 (gene plex9.2). Gene Ontology annotation, molecular function: nucleic acid binding; 3'-5'-DNA exonuclease activity. Lineage: Eukaryota; Metazoa; Chordata; Actinopteri; Pleuronectiformes; Scophthalmidae. Gene Ontology annotation, biological process: DNA catabolic process. The record is from RefSeq and is a predicted model, not a curated record. The coding region runs from base 163 to 942 and encodes 259 amino acids. Gene Ontology annotation, cellular component: cytoplasm. The transcript is spliced from 2 exons.
UUUUAUUUUGUUAAUGUUUGUGGCUUCCGGUCGGUGCUGUCCGUGGCAGGUGUUUAAAAAACGUGGAGGGAAAGUUUUCACGGAGGAGAGGACAUGUAGCGACACGUAGCUCGGUCGCUCUUUAGCGUGGUUUAUUUGACAAACUGUCGCAGUCAGGUCUGUAUGACGUGUGGCAGACUUGUCGUGAUGCACCAGUCCGACGGGGCCGAAGAAGAGCGUCGCCAGCCGCUGGUCUUCUUCGACCUGGAGACGACGGGACUGGGUCAGAGUUGUGACAUCAUCCAGCUGGCCGCGGUGAGCGGAGGCCACUCGCUCAACCUCUACGUCAUCCCUCGGUGUCGAAUGCAGCGGGGAGCAGCCAGAGUGACGGGCUUCAGGGUCCGCAGGCAGAAGCUGUACCUCCACCGCCAGCUUGUCCUCACCAACUCCCUGCGAGAAGUCCUGGUCUCCUUCAUCGCUUUCCUUCAAAUGCUCGGACGGCCACUCGUCAUUGGCCACAACUCUCGUCGCUUCGACUGCCGCCUGCUGGCUCGAGCUCUCGACGAACUGGACCUCAGGGCGGAGUUUGAGUCGUCGAUCUCGGGCUGCGUCGACACUCUGCCGCUGGCCCGUGAGAUGCUGAAGAGCCGCUGCCUCCAGAGUUUUCGGCAGGAGAGUCUGGUGAAGGAGCUGUUGGGUGUGGACUACAAGGCCCAUGAUGCUCUGGAGGAUGUGCGGGCGUUGCAGGCUCUCUAUAGUGUGCUUCAGCCCACACCAGAGUUGGUUUGGAGGCACAUUUUUACUCUGGACACCAUGGAGCGCAAGGCAGCAGUGACAGCUGCCAAAGCUAAAGUGCCCAGUGAGAUGUCAGGACAGCGCCCCCUGCUGGAGCUCUUCAGACAGACAGUGCGAGUAACGGAGAGCAAAGCAGAGGGCAAUGAUGACAAACUUAAAGGAUCAUAAAAUGUUAUAAAUUAUUAUCAGACUGAGUCUAAACAAAUUAAGUUCAUUGCCCAUGUUCUCCCAGUUCAAACAGUGCAGAACCCGCCAGCUUCCUCCAGAUGUUUAUGUUGGAACAUGAAAGAUCGUUCGGACCUUCUUCAAACGUGCUGAUCUUCUUUUGUGAGGCAAAAAGGAAAUAACAAGAAAACUCCAACAACAGUUUGUGAAAGCCUUUGAAAGGCAAGGGAAGAGGACAAACACGACACAUCCUCAUCCCUGUGCAGCACUUUCAUCUUAGCCUAACAUGGCCUUUAGUUCUGUUAGAUGGACAAAGCCAAUGAAAGAAGUGUUUCAAAUCAGUAUAAAAAAAAAUCGAUAUGCCAAAAACUUCCACUUUUAUUCGUUGUGGAAAUUGUGCUAAUUUGCCUUACAUACUGUACAUUAUUUAAUCUUUGAAAAGAAGGAUGUUUGUUCUGUUUUGAGGUGUUUUGAAGAAUUGUUUUAUUGGAGGUAAAUAAAUUUGCUAAUAAAUGUAUUUAUACACUGUC